GCGGGCACUGGGUCAGACAUUGGAUCGUCUGACUGGACAGCGGGCACUGGGUCACCAGGCAUCAGGUCAUUUGGCUUGUCAGCGGGCACCGCGUCAUCUGGCAAGGCAGUGGGCUCCGAGUCAACUGGUAUGACCGCGGGCACUGGGUCAGACAUUGGAUCGUCUGACUGGACAGCGGGCACUGGGUCACCAGGCAUCAGGUCAUUUGGCUCGACAGCGGGCACCGCGUCAUCUGGCAAGGCAGUGGGCUCCGAGUCAACAGGCACGACAGUGAGCACCGGGGCAUCAGGUACCGGAUUGUCUGGCUCGACAGCGGGCAUCGGGUCACCAGGUAUGACAGCGGGCACUGGGUCGCCAGGCAUCAGGUCAUCUGGCAAGGCAGUGGGCACCGCGUCACCAGGCAUUGGAUCGUCUGGCUCGACAGCGGGCAUCGGGUCACCAGGCAUCAGGUCAUCUGGCAAGGCAGUGGGCACCGGGUCACCAGGUAUGACAGCGGGCUCUGAGUCAAUUGGCACGACAGCGGGCACUGGAUCAGGUACCGGAUCAUCUGGAUCAACAGCGGGCAUCGAGUCAACUGGCCUAAUAGGAUCGUCGGGCUGGAUCAGUUCAUCCUGCUGAGUAGCGGCAUCAGGCUGAAUGCAGGCAUCAGGCCGAAGGCAUCAGGCCGAGUAGAGGCAUCAGGCUGAGGAGAGG
This is a messenger RNA of Staurois parvus, 693 nucleotides long. Lineage: Eukaryota; Metazoa; Chordata; Amphibia; Anura; Ranidae. The record is from the annotation of a GenBank genome assembly.